UUUACAUCAUCACUCGCUCUCUCUCUUUCUCCUGUCUCUGCGUCUGUGUGUCUGAAUCACAGCAGCCAGGCAGCGGGGUGGGGAUGACGGGAGAGGAAGGAGUGUGAACGGGGAGCAGUUGCCAUGGAGAUGGUGGUGAUCGUCGCCAUCGGCGUUUUGGCCACAAUCUUCCUGGCCUCGUUCGUGGCUCUCGUGGUCGUGUGUCGCCACCGUUACUGCCAACCCAGCCACCCCCUGCACCAGCUCGACUGCAAACCCACUGUGGACCUGAUCGGGGCGAUGGAGACACAGAGCGAACCCUCGGAGCUGGAAUUGGAUGAUGUCGUCAUCACCAACCCUCACAUCGAGGCCAUUCUGGAGAGUGAGGACUGGGUACAGGACGCCUCGGGGCUGGUGUCACAUUGCAUUGAGAUUCUGAAGAUCUGUCACACUCUGACUGAGAAGCUGGUGGCCAUGACGAUGGGAUCGGGAGCCAAGAUAAAAACUCCAGCCCGGCUCAGUGACAUCAUCGUGGUGGCCAAGAGAAUCAGCCCCCGGGUGGAUGAUGUUGUUCGCUCCAUGUAUCCCCCACUGGACCCCAAGCUCCUCGAUGCCAGGGCGGCUGCGUUGUUGCUGUCGGUCAGCCACUUGGUGCUGGUGACCAGGAACGUGUGUCACAUGACGGGAAGCCGGGACUGGAUUGACGAGUCGCUGCUGAUGGCGGAGGAGCACAUGGCGGUGCUGCGCGAGGCGGCCCUGGCCAGCGAGCCCGAGCACACCCUGCUGGGCUGCGGGAGCUUCCGCCAGGAGCAGGCCAUCUAGCCCCGCCCCGCCCACACCACCCAGCCCCGCCCUGACCACAACCACACCAC
Molecule: messenger RNA, 851 nt
Organism: Callorhinchus milii (elephant shark)
Lineage: Eukaryota; Metazoa; Chordata; Chondrichthyes; Chimaeriformes; Callorhinchidae
Gene: tmem98
Product: transmembrane protein 98
Exons: 7
Coding region: 124-801 (225 amino acids)
Cellular component (GO): endoplasmic reticulum
Source: RefSeq, a predicted model, not a curated record